Messenger RNA from Morus notabilis, 4001 nucleotides. RefSeq names its product type I inositol polyphosphate 5-phosphatase 12. Bases 96 to 3638 code for a protein of 1180 amino acids. The transcript has 10 exons. NCBI's taxonomy places the organism in Eukaryota, Viridiplantae, Streptophyta, Magnoliopsida, Rosales, Moraceae. Gene Ontology annotation, molecular function: protein binding; phosphatase activity. Gene Ontology annotation, biological process: phosphatidylinositol dephosphorylation. The record is from RefSeq and is a predicted model, not a curated record.
ACACACACACUCUCUCUCUCUCUUUUCCUUUUUCUUCCCUCCACAUUAAUAUUAUUCAAACAAACCAGUACUGAUCUUCUCCAGAUCCAUGAUCCAUGGACGACCGAGUUGAAGACGAUGACAGAGAGGCACUCGCCGGCCUAAGCGAGGUGCCUCCGCCGCCACGCAAGUCUCAAAUAUCAUACAGCCAGCAGCUGAGGGCCACCACUUCCGCUCCUAAACGCCAACACCAAAAACUCCGCAAGCAUAGCCUCGACGACUCCCACAUUAAUAUUAUCCACCCCAACAACAACAACUAUAAUACUAAUGUUGAUCAUCAGCACUACUACGCCUCCUCUGGCGACGACGACGACGACUUCUUUCCUAAUUGCAACUCCUCCUCCAACCAGCGCCUCGACCAGACUCUCUGUGCGGAUCACGGCGACCACCACUGCCUGCAGCCCUUGCCUGAGUUCAUCGGCGGUGGUGGCACCGCUCCCAUUUUCAAGGUCCCCAUUCGAGCUGCCGUCCAUCCAGGUCGCCCGCCCUGCUUGGAGCUCAGGCCGCAUCCACUCAGAGAGACACAGGUGGGGAAGUUCUUGAGGAACAUUGCGUGCUCCGAGACACAGCUGUGGGCGGGGCAUGAAUGUGGUUUACGGGUUUGUAAUCUCAAGGACGCAUACGAGCCGGGGAGUGGUCUCGGAGGAAGAGUGACAAGAGGCGACGAGGACGCGACACCGUUCCAUGAAUCAGCAAACACGUCCCCUAUCACGUGCUUGACGGCGGACAACGGAAACCGCCUUGUAUGGAGUGGACAUAAGGAUGGAAAGAUUAGGUCGUGGAGGAUGGAUCAGGCAUUGGAUCCUCAAUCUCCUCCCUUUAAGGAAGGCCUUUCAUGGCUCGCUCAUCGCGGCCCUGUUCUUGCCAUUACUAUGACCUUCCACGGUGAUCUUUGGUCUGGUUCUGAGGGUGGUGUUAUUAGGAUCUGGCCUUGGGAAUCUCUUGAGAAAUCUCUCUCUCUAAAACCCGAGGAAAGAUACAUGGCUGCUUUGCUUGUGGAGAGGUCAUUCAUUGACCUUAGAACCCAAGUCACUGUUAAUGGUAUUUGCAGCAUUUCUUCUCAGGAUGUCAAGUGUUUGAUAGCAGAUAACUCUCGAGCUAAAGUUUGGUGUGCUGGAUCUCUCUCCUUCUCAUUGUGGGAUGCACGUUCAAGGGAGCUUGUUAAGGUGUUUAACAUAGAAGGGCAGAUUGAGAACAGAGUUGACAUGUCCUCGGUCCAACAAGAUCAAACCGCUGUAGAAGAUGAGAUGAAAGUAAAAUUUGUUUCUGUGUCAAAAAAGGAGAAAUCCGGAGGAUUUCUGCAACGGUCACGCAAUGCCAUAAUGGGAGCCGCAGAUGUUGUGCGCCGAGUUGCAACAAGAGGCGCGGGCGCGUUUGUGGAGGACCCCAAGAGAACCGAAGCCCUAGUGGUAACUGCGGAUGGCAUGAUGUGGAGUGGAUGCACAAAUGGCCUGUUAAUUCAGUGGGACGGGAACGGAAACCGGUUGCAGGAUUUUAACCACCAUCCCUGUGCUGUUCAGUGCUUUUGCACUUUUGGGACAAGAAUAUAUGUAGGGUAUGUGAGUGGCAUCAUUCAGGUGUUAGACCUAGAUGGGAAUGUGAUUGCUGGAUGGGUUGCUCACAGCAGUCCAGUGAUCAAAUUGGCGGUUGGAAAUGGUCAUGUUUUUAGCUUGGCUACUCAUGGCGGUAUUCGCGGGUGGAACAUCACGUCUCCGGGGCCUCUUGACAACAUAUUGCGCUCUGAAUUGGCCGCAAAAGAGAAGUUGUACACCAAAAGAGACAAUGUAAGAAUUUUAGUUGGGACAUGGAAUGUUGGUCAAGGAAGAGCCUCUCAGGAUUCACUCAUGUCGUGGUUGGGUUCUGCUGUGCCGGAUGUUGGCAUUGUUGUUAUCGGAUUGCAAGAAGUAGAGAUGGGUGCGGGUUUCCUUGCAAUGUCUGCAGCCAAAGAAACUGUAGGGCUUGAAGGAAGUUCAGUCGGACAAUGGUGGCUGGACAACAUAGGGAAGGCCCUAGAUGAAGGAAAAACUUUUGAGCGCAUGGGAUCCAGGCAGCUAGCAGGCUUGCUCAUAUCUUUGUGGGUAAGAAAGAAUCUUAGAACGCAUGUUGGGGAUAUCGAUGCUGGGGCAGUUCCAUGUGGGUUUGGUCGUGCCAUUGGUAAUAAGGGAGGUGUGGGUUUGAGAAUCAGAGUAUACGACCGGAUAAUGUGCUUUGUCAACUGUCACUUGGCUGCGCAUCUGGAAGCCGUCAACCGCCGUAAUGCUGAUUUCGAUCACAUUUACCGGAAUAUGGUCUUCAACCGAUCAUCAAACUUCCUCAAUAACGCGGCUGGUAUGGUGCCACACCUAUAUUUGUGUUUCUCUAUUGCCUUGUCCACAUAUUUAUCAUGCCUCCUUUAUUCUUCUGGCUUGCCUUUGCAACUCUCUGCUGCAGCUGGAGUCUCAACUGCUGUUCAUAUGCUUCGCGGCACAAAUGCUAUGGGGGGCAACUCUGAAGAAGCAAGGCCUGAACUUGCUGGAGCAGAUAUGGUUGUGUUCUUAGGGGAUUUCAACUACAGGCUUUCUGGGAUAUCUUAUGAUGAAGCCAGGGACUUUGUUUCCCAAAGAUGCUUCGAUUGGCUUCGAGAAAAGGAUCAGCUUAGAGCAGAGAUGAAAGCUGGCAAAGUCUUUCAAGGGAUGCGCGAGGCACUCAUUAAAUUCCCUCCCACUUACAAGUUUGAAAGGCACCGGGCGGGUUUGGCGGGAUAUGAUUCUGGAGAGAAAAAACGAAUUCCUGCGUGGUGUGACAGAAUAAUAUAUCGAGACAAUCGGUCAGCUCCGGUUUCGGAGUGCAGUCUAGAGUGCCCUGUAGUAUCAUCAGUUCUACAGUACGAGGCGUGCAUGGAUGUGACUGAUAGCGAUCACAAACCUGUAAGGUGUAAAUUCAACCUUCAAAUUGCCCAUGUCGAUAGAUCAAUAAGGAGAAAGGAGUUUGGGAGAAUUUACAAAUCCAAUGAGAAGGUCCAAUUGAUACUUCACGAGUCAUGUCAUGUCCCAGAAACAACAGUGAACACUGACAACAUAGUCCUUCAAAAUCAGGACACUUUCAAUCUGCAAAUCAUCAAUAACAACACCAACGAUGUGGUCGUAUUUAGAAUCGCAUGCGAAGGUCAGUGCACUGUCAAGGAUGAAGAACAGCCCGAGUACCAUCCCAGAGGCUCCUUUGGCUUUCCCCGAUGGCUUGAGGUUACACCAGCAGCAGGCGUGAUAAAACCCGAACAAAUGGUGGAGGUCUCGGUGCGCCAUGAAGAAUUCCACACUCUGGAAGAAUUCGUCGAAGGCAUUCCGCAGAAUUGGUGGUCAGAGGACACACGGGACAAGGAAGUGAUAUUGGCAGUGAAUGUGCAGGGCAGUUGCUCUAUUCAAGCAACCAGUCACAAAAUCUUUGUGCGCCAUUGUUUCUCCUCCAAGACACUUCGCCUUGACUCUCACUCAUCCAGCAGCUCUAAAAGAGGUCAACCAGCUUCAUUUCACCCAUCCGAAGCUCGGCAGCCCAACAGUUCCUCCGAUGCAGAUAAAUCUUUGAAACUGGAGUUGAAGAAUGACAGUUCAAGGCAGUUAUAGGUGCAUGUCAGAAUGUCAUCUUAGUUCUCGCUAUAGACGACACCACCUUCUACAACUUUGAUUGUGCAUAACUCAGGAAGCCUGGUUAUUCAUCAUCUCAAACGCUUUAAGACAGCUUCGAUUUGUUUACAUCACAUCCUACAUAUGACAUUAAGCUUUGGAACUUUAACAUUUUCUUGACGCAAAUUAUCUAGUCAAUCCCAAAUUGUAAUUUUCUAGAACGCUCUUGCUCCAAAGCUGCUGUAGAAAUGAGAAAUAUAGGAAGCAGGUAUAGGGAUUAUUUUAUAACAUCUUUGGUUAUCUAUACACACUAAUUUUUCAGAGAACUUUUUUUCCCCCUCUUCAGUUUGGAAAAAAAAAAAA